Messenger RNA from Porites lobata, 4193 nucleotides. Lineage: Eukaryota; Metazoa; Cnidaria; Anthozoa; Scleractinia; Poritidae. The record is from the annotation of a GenBank genome assembly.
AUGGAAAGUCUUCUUAGCGGAAUGCCACGAGAUCGUAACGAGAACGAAGAUGAGCUAACAGAAGAAGUUAUGGACAGCAGUAAGACGCUGUCUUACAGAAGUUCAAACGAAAACAAGGGAGCAAGAGUCGUGAUAAAUAUUUCUGGACAGCGUUACGAAACAUACGAGAAAACCCUGGAGACGUUUCCUAAUACACUUCUAGGAAGCAAGGAGAGAAGGCAAGACUUUUACGAUGCUGUAAACAAGGAGUUAUUCUUUGACCGGAAUCGGUUGUGUUUCGAGUCGAUCCUUGCGUACUAUCAGACAUCUGGGGUGCUCAUACGACCGCCUGGUAUACCCAGGAAAGUGUUUGUUAGCGAUAUUCGCUUCUUUGAUCUCGGAGAAGACGCUUUGAUUCAAGCUGGGGAAACCUUAGAACAACACGUCGAAAAAGAUAAACGGAUUCUUCCGAGAAACAAAAUACAGAGAUUGGUAUGGGAGCUGUUCGAGUAUCCCGAAACAUCGAAUUUCGCGCGAGCAAUAGCUAUUUGGUCUGUAGCUGUUAUAAUUCUAUCGAUAGUUCUUUUCUGCGUGGAAACUUUGCCACAGUUUCAAGAAGAGCCAGGCAGAUCUACGAAUGGAACUGCAGUGGCAGGAAAGACCGGAAAGAGAACUGAAGACCCCUUCUUCCUGAUAGAAACAUUCUGUAUAACCUGGUUUACCUUAGAGUACGUGAUUCGAUUCCUGUUUAGUCCCAAUAAAUGGAGGUUCUUCAUUUCGGCUCUAAACAUGAUCGACCUGAUAUCGAUCGUACCGUACUACAUAACUCUCCCGAUGGGAGAUUCUUCGAACGUUUCAUCGUUGGCUGUUCUUCGUUCUGUAAGGCUCGUGCGAGUGUUUCGGAUCUUUAAACUUUCGCGCUACUCGCGAGGACUGCAAAUUCUCGGGCACACGCUGAAAGCAAGUUUACGAGAGCUCGGUCUGUUGUUUUUCUUUUUAUGCAUGGGUGUUAUUUUGUUUUCCAGUGCUGUUUAUUACGCUGAGAUCAGUAAUGAGAAUGAUAAUAAAUUCUUAAGCAUUCCUCAUUCAUUCUGGUGGGCCAUUAUCACAAUGACGACUGUGGGAUAUGGAGACAUGACACCUGAAACUUUAGGUAUGUACAGAAUAUUCCAGUCUUGUUUACAAACCACUGCACAAAGGUGUACAGGAAACCCCCUAUCAUUAACUUGACUGAAGACUAUAUCUAUUGCAUUGGAAAGAACAAUACGGCAAGAUUAUAAAAGUAUUCCCAAAUAACUUUGAUUUCAAUGUUCACAGUGGAGUAGUGGAUCACAUACUGAGUUAAAGGUGGUGGGUUUUCUUGUUCAUUGUUUGUUUACAAUACUUUGUUUAACUUUCAAGACGCGGCGUACAGUGAGAAUUAUCAAUUAAGCUCUUUAUAUCCAUAAAUUAAUUAUUUUAACAAUAGCUGUCUUUCUGAGUAAAAUAACCUUCCGAAGUUCGCAUAAUCAUUAUCGACAUUAUCCUUCAACCGCGUUCAGCUCAAAACGUAUCUGUUUCGUGGAAGAGAUAACUAAGAAACAAAUUUUGUUAACCUACAAUAUAAAUCCUCAUACGAAUACGCGUCCAAAUUUGGUUUUAGCAGACCUUCAUAACUUAAAAAUUAAAAUGUACGUAAUGUUUCUUAAUUACAACAAAACAUGGAAAUUUUCGGACAGAGCGUUGCUUCAGUUGGGUCAGCGACUUGUGUAGUAUCCAAAGUUUAAAAUUCUUUACCAAGUUUUAAAAUGAAUAAAUUAACGGCCAAUCAUAACUAAAAUAUUUUCGUUUUUUCAACCCAAGUGGGUUGUCCUGUCGGCUUUAUUUACUACUUUACUUUAAAAAGGCGGUGAUAUUGAAAACAAAUAAAAACACCCAUUUCGCACUCGAACACUUUACUCAGUCCAAGUCGCUUUUAAUGUUAUGUUCUAGUCAAUAAAUACAAGAAUAUCAAAGUUAUCUCUAACAAUUUUCGAGGAGUUCGUCUAGUCUCAAAGAGAUCCUUUUUAUUGCAGUAAAUCGCGGCCAGUCUGAAAUCUCAAACUCUUAAGGAAAAGGUAUAUGUAAAUGAGUUUUCUUUUCGUCUAAAUUUGGCUGAUAUUUUCCUUUGUUUUGCCGUAUUUUCUAUUAACAUUUUAGAAUUCGGCUGACCGCAAAAGCCAAUAGAGUUAACCACAACACUAAACACCCGCAAUAGGAGAUUGAAUUAUUGAAUCGUGUCAUUCAUUCAUGAUGUCAUUUAGUGAUCCGUAUGAGAUUUAAACCGUUCAUACUGCUUUGUCAGCCUUUGUGCAUAGGGAAAGCACGGGGCACCCAAGCUUACAAGGUGAGGAAAUGGCCCACGUUCAAUAUAUUAAAAUUCUAACAUAAGUCCGAGGCUUUAGGGAGAAAAUUGUAAAUUUUCCACGACUCCACUGUCUCGCAAUUCUUAGAGGAGACUAGAGCAAACAAAAAAACCAAACCAAAUAUAGAAAUAUGACCAGAAAGCCUGAGGGUCAUGCCCGGGGGGGGGGGCACUUGGGUAUUUUUUGGGUGGGUAUGUGCCGCCCGGGACUCCAAAUUGGCACCCCGUUCUAGAAAAAAUUUCCCCUAAAAUUGAUACCCCGUUCUAGAAAUGGGCCAAUUUUUUAUACCCCGUUCUAGAAUUCGCCCUAAAACUAACACCCCGUUCUAGAAAUGGGCCAAUUUUUUACACUCCUUUCUAGGGUGCAACAAGAGUACAACGGUUUGCUUCUUAACGCACUGAACCGUAUUUUAAAAGCAAUCUGUCCUUGAAUGCUUUCAAAUGGCUACUUACAAAAGUGGAGAGCUUUCGUGCGUUCGAAAUAUUAUACCCCGUUCUAGAAACCGCGUCUGAAAUGGAUACCCCGUUCUAAACCAGGAGCUUCAAAAUCACGACCCCUUUGGGCGGCACAUACCCGUAUAGGUAAUGUAUGGGAGUACCCCCCCGGGGGGUCAUGUUAGAAUUUAAAUAGUGGGCUAUUGACUAAGCAUCAAAAUGAAUAAUGUGGGCGUAUUAAAAUCAAUGAAAUGGCGUUAAAACCCGCUGAAAGACAAAGAAGGGCUAUUGAAUGAAGCUGUGGAGGAGUUUCAGUCUUAUUUAGACAUAAAUGAUAGAUAUUUCUACAGUUUUCUUGCUAACCGAUCAAUAGCCAAGAAAAUAGGUCUAACCGAUUUGGCUGGAUCAAAGACCUCCCUGGUUACUCACUGUAAUGAUCUCUUUAUUUCGCAGGUGGCAAGCUUGUUGGAUGUUUCUGUGCCAUCACAGGGGUGUUGGCUAUCGCCCUUCCUGUACCUGUAAUCGUGUCGAACUUUGCUUACUAUUAUUCAAAAGAAAACGGAAGGCAAACAGGCUUGGAUGAUGACGAGGACGAACUCGAAGACGAAACUUUUCCGGUGAAAAAUGCUGAAAUAAAGAAGAACAAGAAGAAAAAAACGCUCGGUCUUAGUUGCAUUGGAAAAAAAUCCCAAAAGGGGGAACGGAAAGUAACACAACGCAAGAAGAAACGCAAAACUGGAAAUGGACAAUUUCCUGAUGCGAAGUACAAUGCAAUCGAUUCCAAUCCUGGCACUGUUCGUCCAAAUGGCCUGGCAAACGCCGUUAAUAACAAAAGACAGGAAAAGAAUGAAAAUAGCCGAAGUUCGUCUCUAGUGGAAACAAUUGUGUAAUUGCCAAUGAUAACUACCAGAGUCUAGAAGUGUAUUCUCGGGAUCCGGGAUUUGGCAAAAAUACAGCGCGGGAUUCGGGACAACGCAAAAUGUCUUGACGGGAGACGGGAUUUGACUGUUACUCGGGAGGCGAAAUUCACCGAAAUCUAGCUACAGAGCUACUUCCAUUUAGAGCUACCUUAGUAUGACGGGAAUUCUCCCAAGAUUUUGCUUUUAAUUACGCUUUAGAAUUAAAAGGUACGUGCACUAGCUAGUGCAGGAAAUCGCGCCUUUGAACAAGGUCAGCAUUCGAUUCCAUCCACCGAAACCACGUUUCCCUCUGACUUACGUUUCCAUGAGAUUCCUAAGGGGGAGGGGGGGGAAGUGUGGCUGACAACCUUACCCCUGUUAAAAAGUGCGUUGUCGUGGAAACAGCCGCAAGAAACUAAUGAAUUUAUCCUUUUUGCUGUUCUAUUCGCCUUUCGGUGCGGAAGACAAUAUUCAUGACUAUUAUUUCCUAUCCCUCC